CUUAGCCAUUUCUGCCCAUCGAUCCUCUCCGAGUGCGUGGUUUGAAGGAGACCACAACGACCAACGACACGACACCCAACCCGACAAUACACUACCCAAGGUGUAUCCCCGAGCAUAGCUCAUCGCCUUGCUGGAUAUUUGCCUCGUGAACCGGUGACAGAGCACGAUGUCCACUUUCGAGCCAGUGGUCGUCAUCGACGGCAAGGGACAUCUCCUUGGUCGCCUGGCCAGCAUUGUGGCCAAGCAGUUGCUCAACGGCCAAAAGAUUGUCGUUGUGCGAUGUGAAGCCCUCAACAUCUCUGGCGAAUUCUUCCGCGCUAAGCUGAAGUACCAUGCCUACCUCCGCAAGAUCACUCGUUUCAACCCAACUCGAGGAGGUCCUUUCCAUUUCCGCGCUCCUUCCCGCAUCUUCUAUAAGGCUGUCCGGGGUAUGAUUCCUCACAAGAGCGCUCGUGGCGCCGCUGCCAUGGAGAGACUGAAGGUCUUCGAGGGCGUCCCACCACCAUAUGACAAGAAGAAGCGAGUUGUCGUUCCCCAAGCUCUCCGAAUCCUCAGACUGAAGCCCGGUCGCAAAUACUGCACCGUUGGACGGUUGAGCCAUGAGGUUGGCUGGAAGUACCAGGAUGUUGUUGCAAGACUCGAGGAGAGGAGAAAGGUCAAGGGAUCCGCAUAUUACGAGCGCAAGAAGGCUGCGCGGAGACAACUUGUUCAAGCCCAGAAGACUGCCAAUGUGGAUCAAAAGACAAAGGCCCAGUUGGCGGAGUAUGGUUAUUAGAUUUCUGGGUGAGGGGAAUGAUGUUUGGCUUUAGGUUCUUUGAUGGUAGAGCUGGUUGCAAUGUGAACGGCAAACGCAAACCAAUCGGCCUGUACCUAUAAUAUCACGAAAUACACCUUUAAUGAAUCAAGGGCAAAGUGAUUGAAAAGGGAACAGGGGAUAAAAAAGGCAAAAAUAUUGAAUAUUUUUUUAAACCGGGUGCUAUUGGGACGAUGCCUUUGUUCAUAUUACUUCAUAAGCCUGUCUCUCUAAAAUCUUCCAUGGCGCUUAAUCCAAAUGGUUUCUUGUUCAAUAAAUUCCCAAGGCAUAUCAUGAUUCAUGUGUAUGGGUCUCUUCCAUUAAGCGUUCUUCAGCGGUCAUAAUUACAUUAUCCACAUUGUGAUUUGUGCUUGUGCCUGAACGAGCGAUCUAUGGGUACCGAAGUACGGGAACCUAAAUAAGCCAUCAGGGCUAGCACAACGGCGGGUAGAUUUUGUGGGGCAACAUGUUGCGUUUCG
Messenger RNA from Blastomyces dermatitidis ER-3, 1272 nucleotides. Its product is annotated as 60S ribosomal protein L16. Gene Ontology annotation, biological process: translation; negative regulation of translation. The record is from RefSeq and is a predicted model, not a curated record. Gene Ontology annotation, cellular component: cytosolic large ribosomal subunit; ribosome. Bases 167 to 775 code for a protein of 202 amino acids. Lineage: Eukaryota; Fungi; Ascomycota; Eurotiomycetes; Onygenales; Ajellomycetaceae. Gene Ontology annotation, molecular function: mRNA binding; structural constituent of ribosome. The transcript has 5 exons.